Messenger RNA from Mandrillus leucophaeus (drill), 498 nucleotides. RefSeq names its product histone H3.1. The transcript has a single exon. Gene Ontology annotation, cellular component: nucleosome. The record is from RefSeq and is a predicted model, not a curated record. Gene Ontology annotation, molecular function: protein heterodimerization activity; structural constituent of chromatin; DNA binding. NCBI's taxonomy places the organism in Eukaryota, Metazoa, Chordata, Mammalia, Primates, Cercopithecidae. Bases 33 to 443 code for a protein of 136 amino acids.
GUCUCUUGAGGCAAGCUUCAUUGCUUAUUGCCAUGGCUCGUACCAAACAGACUGCUCGCAAGUCCACGGGCGGUAAGGCGCCACGCAAGCAGCUGGCUACCAAGGCUGCUCGCAAGAGCGCACCGGCCACCGGCGGCGUGAAAAAGCCUCACCGUUACCGCCCGGGUACUGUAGCUCUGCGCGAGAUCCGUCGCUACCAGAAGUCGACCGAGCUGCUGAUCCGGAAGCUGCCGUUCCAGCGCCUAGUGCGAGAAAUCGCCCAGGACUUCAAGACCGACCUUCGGUUCCAGAGCUCAGCGGUGAUGGCACUGCAAGAGGCUUGCGAGGCCUACUUGGUAGGGCUUUUUGAGGACACAAACCUUUGCGCCAUUCAUGCCAAGCGGGUGACUAUUAUGCCCAAGGAUAUACAGCUUGCUCGCCGCAUUCGCGGAGAGAGAGCGUAAACCUAAAGUUACAGUUUGAUCAGUCCUAAAACCCAAAGGCUCUUUUCAGAGCCAC